Terrapene triunguis (Three-toed box turtle) is the source of this 361-nucleotide messenger RNA. RefSeq names its product dehydrogenase/reductase SDR family member 4-like. The record is from RefSeq and is a predicted model, not a curated record. The annotation marks the transcript as partial. The transcript has 5 exons. NCBI's taxonomy places the organism in Eukaryota, Metazoa, Chordata, Testudines, Emydidae. Gene Ontology annotation, molecular function: carbonyl reductase (NADPH) activity.
CGUUCUUCGGCAGCACGCUCGAGGCCAGCGAGGACGUGUGGAACAAGAUCCUGCAGAUCAAUGUGACAGCAACAGCAUUGCUGGUCGGCCUGGUCGUGCCCCACAUGGAGAAACGGGGGGGUGGCUCCAUCGUCCUCGUCUCCUCCAUCGCCGGGUUCUCCCCCUUCCCGGCGCUGGGCCCGUAUAGCGUCAGUAAAACGGCCCUGCUGGGGCUCAGCAAGGCCCUGGCGCCCGAGCUCGGCGCCCUCAACAUCCGCAUCAACUGCCUGGCACCGGGGAUCAUACAGACCAACUUCAGCUCGGCCCUGUGGAAGGACGAGGCCGUAAAGGAGAAAAUGAUGGAGAACCUGAGACUGCAAAG